AUGGCGUAUUGUUCACGCGCUCUAUCCGUAAUCCAGAAGCGUAAGAUCGUGGUUUCUGAGUGGAUUAAAUCAGGGAAUGAUGUUACGCCCCACGCAAUGAAACUUUUCAAUACUGAGAAGCUGCUGGUGGCUCGGCAAACCGUCGUCGUAGGCGAUGAACCGAUCUUUUACGUGUUCGAUGCAUUUGACUCGCGCAGCAAUACCAGCAAGAACGCACAUGUAUACGAAGUAAACAUGUAUACUGGUGUGUGUACCCGAUGCACAGUUUCAGAGCAGUUGAGAAUUCCGUGUCGGCAUAUUCAGGCUGUAAUUUACGAUAGAUUCAAUAAUAAGGAUGCGGGCGUCGCUCAGUAUGAUGUGCGGAAAUAUUUCCACUCUGCGUACUUGGUACGGCAUUUGCAAGAUGCUGUCGAAUCACUGUCUAUCCAGCUGCCCCUGGAAGCCGAAUUACUAGAUUCGAAUGACGUCAAGCCACCUCCAAUGUACCGGCAAGCCGGACGCUCUUCAACGCGAAUGCCAGUGAAGGAUACGCGUGAUAUUGUAAGAGGAAGCAAAAGAAAACAAAAUCGUGGUGAGGACGCCUCAAGAUCCCGGUAUUGUGGUGGAGAGGGGUUGGACAUUGCAGUGGAGGAUUUAUCUGAUGAAGAGUCAAAGCGCGUCUCUGCGUUUUUUGACACCCAGCUUUCCGCAGCAUCCGUAGUGAAACGAGAUAAGUACCGUUGCAGUAAGUGUGGCAAGAAUGGCCACAAUAAGCGGAGAUGCAAUGCGACGACAGCGGAUAUUGAAGAAGAAGGAGGAAUACAACCGGGUGAGUAUGUAGUUGGAGGGUGCCCGUUCGUCGCCUCCGGAAAGCUCACCGCAUACACCAACGAGGUGAAAAGAUACCAAUAAGAUUGCUGCAUACAUAUGACCCAGCAAAAUAAAAUCACGAUUUGAGUUUCCA
Molecule: messenger RNA, 943 nt
Organism: Phytophthora nicotianae INRA-310
Lineage: Eukaryota; Oomycota; Peronosporomycetes; Peronosporales; Peronosporaceae
Exons: 1
Coding region: 1-891 (296 amino acids)
Molecular function (GO): zinc ion binding; nucleic acid binding
Source: RefSeq, a predicted model, not a curated record